Molecule: messenger RNA, 1267 nt
Organism: Aricia agestis (brown argus)
Lineage: Eukaryota; Metazoa; Arthropoda; Insecta; Lepidoptera; Lycaenidae
Product: ionotropic receptor 75a-like
Exons: 5
Coding region: 98-1114 (338 amino acids)
Cellular component (GO): membrane
Molecular function (GO): ligand-gated monoatomic ion channel activity
Source: RefSeq, a predicted model, not a curated record
UAGUUACUUUCGUUUGCUCUUCUAAUCCUGUGCUUACAGAUGCGACUUUGUCCGGACGAAAUCCUGGGGGUACCUCCGUAACGGCUCUUUCGACGGCAUGGUGGGGGAACUGCAGCGGGGGAGGGGGGACGUGGGCGGAUCCGGCGUGUUCUUCCGGGCGGACAGGGCGCAGUUUAUUCAGUAUGUUGUGGAAGUGUGGAAGGUCAGGCCCUGCUUCAUAUUCCGUCACCCGAAGUACCCUGGCGGCUUCUACUCAGUGUUUACGCGGCCGCUCUCCACCACGGUGUGGGGGUGUCUGGUGUUGUUACUGGUCGUGGCCGCGGCGCUAAUGGUCGCGAUGUUAUGGGCGUCCGCUUUUGAUGAUACGUCGUUGUCGCUCAUGUUCGUGUUUGUGAGCGGAGCUGUUGGACAGCAAGGUAUACCCAUAUACAGCCAAUCCUCAGCAAUCAAGAUACUGAUAUUCUCGACUCUGAUCUUCACACUGACGAUAUACCAGUACUACAAUGCUACAGUCGUGUCCACUCUGCUUAGAGAACCCCCCACCACAAUACGCACCCUCGAGGAUUUGUUGCACAGCAAAAUGGACAUCGGAAUUGAGGAUACGCUGUACGAUAGAGACUAUUUUCGGCGCACAACCGACCCAAUAGCUAUUCAGCUCUACCGCACGAAGAUAGACACGCCCAAGCACCGCAACAUAUUCCCCGCUGAAAUCGGCAUGCAGCUGGUCAGGGCGGGCGGAUUCGCCUUCCACCUGGAGAGCGUGGCGGGCUACCGGCUGAUGCGGGGCGGGUUUGAGGAGCGGGAGAUCUGCGAGGCGCAGGAGGUGGCGCUGUACCCGCCGCAGCACGUCGGCGUCGUGGUGAAGAAGGGCUCGCCGUAUAGAGAGUUCUUUGCUGUUGGUAUCCGCAAAAUGUACGAAUCCGGAAUCAUGGUGCGUUUGAACAGCGCGUGGGAGGAGUCGAAGCCGGCGUGCGUGAGAACCCCGGACACGGGCGCCAUAUCCGUCACCAUAGCUGACUUCAGCAUGGCGUUAGUGGUGGUGGGACUCGGUAUGGUGGUGGCAGGAAUCGCGCUGGUGGGGGAAAUGGUUGUGUUUAGGUUAAGCAGACGUUAGUGAAAUAAGUAGAAAAGAUCGAUUUUUGUAGAAAAAAUAUGUAGGCUUAAAAAAUCGCAAUUUACUACACGAUGAUAGGUAUAGCUUUACAAAUCGACGGUCUUAUUGUUUGCAGUUUCUUCUAGAAACAAAACCGGUCGAGGAGCACGUAGA